AUGACUUCAGAAUCCGAUCUCCGCGUAUCGUCACUUUUCGACUUCCGUGACUAUGUUGUCCUGGUCACCGGCGGAGCAACUGGCCUGGGCGAGAUGGCCGCCCAAGGAUUUGUUCAAAACGGAGCUAGAGUCAUCAUUGCGAGCCGAAAGGAAUCCGAAUUGAAAAAGACUUCGGAUCGUUUGAACAAAAUUGGCCCAGGCAAGGCCGAGUACAUCGUUGCUGACCUCAAGGACAAAGCCGGUACUGAUCAUCUGGUCAAAGAGGUGAAAAAGCGAACAGACCGGUUGACAGUCCUGAUCAACAAUACUGGCGUGACGUGGGGCGCCCCAUACGAUGAUUUCCCCGAAAGUGGUUGGGACAAGCUCAUGGCAUUGAACGUCAAGUCCAUCUUCUACACGACUCAGGGAUUACAGCCAUUGCUGUUGAAUGGCACCAAUGCUGAUAAACCCUCUCGGGUCAUCAACAUUGCAUCGAUGGCUGGUAUCUCAACAGCAGAUGUCACGACGGGUGACGAUGGCGGGCUUGCAGCCCCAGGACAUGGAACGUUCAGCUAUGGGCCUUCUAAGGCAGCCUGCAUUCAUUUGAGCAAGAUCCAGGCAUCCAAGCUCGCCCCCUUGAAUAUCAUGGUGAAUUGUGUUUGCCCUGGUGUCUUCCCCUCCCGAAUGACUGCUUUCGGGAUUGACAAAUUCAUAGACACGAUAUUGGAGAGACAACCCACCGGACGAGUUGGUAAACCUUCAGAUUUCGCUGGAUUGAUUCUCUUCCUCAGCAGCUCCGGGGGUGCUCACAUGACUGGCAAUGUGCUUGAGAUUGAUGGAGGCAGUAACCUGAGCGGAUGGAGAGUAUCUAAGAAAGGCAGCAAGCUAUAA
This is a messenger RNA of Exophiala bonariae, 870 nucleotides long. RefSeq lists its product as uncharacterized. Bases 1 to 870 code for a protein of 289 amino acids. The record is from RefSeq and is a predicted model, not a curated record. NCBI's taxonomy places the organism in Eukaryota, Fungi, Ascomycota, Eurotiomycetes, Chaetothyriales, Herpotrichiellaceae. The transcript is spliced from 3 exons.